This is a messenger RNA of Sorex araneus (European shrew), 1558 nucleotides long. It is a transcript of the gene AZGP1, whose product is annotated as alpha-2-glycoprotein 1, zinc-binding. The transcript has 4 exons. Gene Ontology annotation, cellular component: external side of plasma membrane. Gene Ontology annotation, biological process: immune response. The record is from RefSeq and is a predicted model, not a curated record. The coding region runs from base 48 to 971 and encodes 307 amino acids. Lineage: Eukaryota; Metazoa; Chordata; Mammalia; Eulipotyphla; Soricidae.
ACCCCGACACAUCCAGAACCUUCCAGCAGUCGACCUGGGACCUGGGCAUGAUGGUGCCUCUCCUGCUGUCCUUGCUGCUGCUCCUGGAGCCUGUGGCCCCGCUGGAGACCCCGGUGGGGGAGUGGGGGCCUGGACGGUACUCGCUGAGCUUUCUCUACACCGGCCAGUCCAGACCCAGGCCGGGGGAGCCCAGCUUCCGGGCCAUGGCCUACCUCAAUGACCAGGCCCUGUUCCGCUACGACAGCACGCGCGGGCGGGCCGAGCCGCUGGGCCCGUGGGCGCAGCUGAACGGGGUGGAGGACUGGGAGAAGGAGAGCAAACUCCAGAAGGCCAGGGGGGACUUCUUCCUGGAGGCCCUGAAAGACGCCGUGAAUUACUACAAGGACCCCGAAGCGCCCCACACUUUCCAGGGCAGGUUUGGCUGUGAGCUACAGAAUAACGUGAACAGCGGCGCCUUCUGGAGCUACGCCUAUGACGGCCGGGACUUCAUCACCUUUAACCAGAGCGUCCCCACCUGGGUGGUCCUGGACCCGGCUGCUGGUGUCGCCAAGGGCAAGUGGGAGGCGGAGGCCGAGUACCUGCAGCGGUCCAAGGCCUACCUGGAGGAGGAGUGUCCCGCCAUACUGCGGAGGUACCUGCACCUCGGGCAGCACCUCCUGGACCGACGAGAUGCCCCCUCGGUGACCAUCACCAACCACAAGGCCCCAGGACACCACAGACGGUUCAAGUGUCGUGCCGAUGAGUUCUACCCGCCCGGCAUCACCCUGCGCUGGACUCGGGCCGGCCGCCCCCUGGAGCCGGAGUCUAGGGGAGACGUGCUUCCUAGCGGCAGUGGCACUUACCAGUCCUGGGUGGUGGUGAGGGUCUCCCUGAAGGACGGGAGUCCCCUCGCCUGCCACGUGGAGCACAGCACCCGAGCUGAGACUCUCCUUGUGCAGUGGGACACUGACCAGGGCACCUCGACCCAGUAGCCAGUCCUCUGCACGUCAGGGGCCAGGUCAUACGCAAGAAGCCAGGAGGAAGGGGCCGGGAGCAAAGCUGACCCGUGCCGGCGUGUCCUGUAAAAGCCCAAGCUUAAUCCAGCAUCCCAUAGUUCCCCCGAGCACCACCAGGAGUGAUUCCUGAGUGCAGAGCCAGGAGUGACCCCUAAGCAUCAUCGAGUGCAACACGCUCCCCCCCGAAAAAAGAAAAAGAAAUAAACUAUAAAUGAGUAGAGACGUGAGCAUUAGAGUCCUUCCCAAAGUGACUCGUCUGAAACUCUAAGCGUCCAGUGGGAGUAUCUGGGACUGGGAAGGGGGGGGGGGCCUUUGUGGUGUAGUUUGGACCCUCAGGGCUCUGUGGACAUUGUCCUGUACCCCUCAGCUUGUGUCCCCUCUGCUCAUGAGAUCCUGAAAACUCCUGAAUUGAACCCAAAGUCUCUUCCUCUUUUUUUUUUUUAAUAUCUGGCAUCACACCAGGACCAAAGCUCACCAGGAAGCAAGGAUCCCCAGACUUCUCUGACUCCCUCAAAAUGCAUCCUUAGCGUGUUUAAAUGAAAUCAGUACCGGGCCCUGAGCGA